Racocetra persica is the source of this 372-nucleotide messenger RNA. NCBI's taxonomy places the organism in Eukaryota, Fungi, Glomeromycota, Glomeromycetes, Diversisporales, Gigasporaceae. The record is from the annotation of a GenBank genome assembly.
AUGCAAACUGUUAUUCGCUAUGAAGAACAGGAAAAUUCAGAGUCAAAUCUUUUUCUUGAAGAACUAGAAUUUUUAAAAAAUCUGCUUAAAGAAUAUAAACAUAUAUAUGAAAAAUUAAAAAAACAACAAAAAAUUACUAGUUUUUUUAAUUUUCAAAGUUCAUAUUCUUAUGAUUCACAAUCUCAAGAUACAUACCCCAGAGAUUUAUAUUUUCAAGAUUCUUAUUCAUAUUCCCAACAUUUGUAUUUUCAAGACCCCUAUCCUCAAGAUUUAUAUUCUCAAGACCUUUAUUUCCAAGAUUCAUAUUCCCAAAACCUCUAUUUUCAAGAAUCAGAUUUCCAAGAAUUAGUUUCGCAAGAAUCAGAUUCUUAA